AUGUCGCUCUCCUACGCCGAAGCAGCACGAAAACCCCCACCGCCCUCGCUCGACUCUUCGUAUGAAAACCUCGAAGCUAAUAUCAUAGUCGAAGCAAAGAACGCUGUUAACCCUCAAACCUCCUCAAGCGCGACAAACCAAGACUCACAUGCCGAAGACAAGACUGGAGAGAACUAUACUGCCACUUUGAAAAGACGAGACGUCUCUCCGGAAACUUUAAAGUCUCUACGAGAGGGCGAGAACGAAGAAGGAGGAGAGCAUGACAGGUGGAAGAAUACAACAGGGACAAGAGACACUAAAAAAGAUAAACAAAAGAAAGAGUUGACCGGAAAAAUGAUUGCUUUAAAUGUUGCAAUUGAUGUUGUUCUGGCUGGUCUGUUUGUUGGAUGGUUAUACAAAGGACAGAGACCGCUCAACAGAAGUUUCAUUACGUUUGGCAGCAUCGGACUGUCUGCUUUCUAUGGUUGGCACUGGUUUGGUUACAUGAAAGUGCAUUCAAAAUAA
Molecule: messenger RNA, 504 nt
Organism: Paraglomus occultum
Lineage: Eukaryota; Fungi; Glomeromycota; Glomeromycetes; Paraglomerales; Paraglomeraceae
Source: the annotation of a GenBank genome assembly